This is a messenger RNA of Pongo pygmaeus (Bornean orangutan), 1067 nucleotides long. It is a transcript of the gene RPS27A, whose product is annotated as ribosomal protein S27a. The record is from RefSeq and is a predicted model, not a curated record. Gene Ontology annotation, cellular component: ribosome. Gene Ontology annotation, biological process: translation. The coding region runs from base 565 to 1035 and encodes 156 amino acids. The transcript has 7 exons. Gene Ontology annotation, molecular function: structural constituent of ribosome; protein binding. Lineage: Eukaryota; Metazoa; Chordata; Mammalia; Primates; Hominidae.
AAUGCCCAAAUUUGGAAAUUCUACAACUAAAUAACCAUUCUGCAGGUUUCUUUUCCGUACGGCUUCACUUUAAAAUUUGAAAAUUCCUGAGAUUUUUCAACAUAUUACAGCGUGUCACACUAACGAGUGACACACAAGACCCAGACUCUUCCCUAGGCUGGGAGAGACUCGGCGGUUGAAAGCAGGGAGGGGCUACAGGCGAGAAAGAGCUGAACCCCCGCUUCCGAAGAUUUCACCUAUUUUUCAGUUUGCCUGGAGCAGGCCACGCAGAUUCCCUUCCCUUGGAAGCCCAGGGAGCGUCUGGUAGAUUGCUGACUCUCUGCCCAUCACCGUCCCUGCAACAUUCCUAAGGCUAAAGUGAGAAAUAAGCCCAGGCUAAGGAGAGGAGAAACGAGGUUCACGUUCUGGUCUGGCACCGGGUUGGAUUGUCGCUGGGACGGCGGUCAGGCAUUUGGUGUGGUCGCCUAAGGGGUGGGUCCUUCGGAGGGAGCUCCGGGAAACCCCGUGGGCCUGCGCGGCGUUCUUCCUUUUGGAUCCGCCAUCUGCGGUGGAGCCGCCACCAAAAUGCAGAUUUUCGUGAAAACCCUUACGGGGAAGACCAUCACCCUCGAGGUUGAACCCUCGGAUACGAUAGAAAAUGUAAAGGCCAAGAUCCAGGAUAAGGAAGGAAUUCCUCCUGAUCAGCAGAGACUGAUCUUUGCUGGCAAGCAGCUAGAAGAUGGACGUACUUUGUCUGACUACAAUAUUCAAAAGGAGUCUACUCUUCAUCUUGUGUUGAGACUUCGUGGUGGUGCUAAGAAAAGGAAGAAGAAGUCUUACACCACUCCCAAGAAGAAUAAGCACAAGAGAAAGAAGGUUAAGCUGGCUGUCCUGAAAUAUUAUAAGGUGGAUGAGAAUGGCAAAAUUAGUCGCCUUCGUCGAGAGUGCCCUUCUGAUGAAUGUGGUGCUGGGGUGUUUAUGGCAAGCCACUUUGACAGACAUUAUUGUGGCAAAUGUUGUCUGACUUACUGCUUCAACAAACCAGAAGACAAGUAACUGUAUGAAUUAAUAAAAGACAUGAACUAACA